AUGCAUUUGCGAAAGAUGAUAUCAAUUGUAGUGACGUUCAAAAUUUUAUUUUUGUCUGUUAAAGUAAUUGUAAAUCAUGUUAAACGUUCACAUAAACAAACACAAUUACGACAUAAAUUACAAUCAUAUUCUGAUACAAGAUUCAAUGGUGUCUAUGUUAUGAUGAAAUCAAUUUUAACUGUUUAUGAUGAAUUAACUGAUACAUUACAAGAUGAAAUGAAAAAUAAAUUGACAGAUAUAGAUAAAUUAUUAUUAUACUUUAUAUGCUCUUAUUUAAGAACUUUUAAUGAUGUAAUAGAAGCUUUAAGUGCAGAUCAAAAUCCAACUAUCGAUGAAGUCAUUCCAUUACGUCAAAUGUUAGUUCAUUCAUCAUUGACAAUAACGGAUGAUGCGAAAGUCACAAAAACUUUGAAGCGAUGCAUUGGUAAAGAAUUAUUAAAUAAUUGGGUUAUUACUGACGAACAUUAUUUAGGUGUUAUAUUACACCCACUGUUAAAAAAUUUUCAAACAUUACCAGAUUUUAAAUAA
Didymodactylos carnosus is the source of this 528-nucleotide messenger RNA. The record is from the annotation of a GenBank genome assembly. Lineage: Eukaryota; Metazoa; Rotifera; Eurotatoria; Philodinida; Philodinidae.